AUGGCACCCGACGUCCCCGCCGCCCUAUCCGCCAUCGACGCCGCCCACGCGCUCGACCCCAACACCAUCAUCUCCCCAGACUCGCAAAGUCCCGUCCCCUACGAACUCCACUACGCCCUCAAAUGCACCGCCUACCUGCGCAAGCACACGCCCGAGCCCUCCCCGCUCCUCACCGUCGCCGUCCGCGCCCAGCACUUCCGCCGCUGGGAAGUGCCCCGCGACAGCUUCCCGCGCACCAAACCCGGAUAUUUCGCGUGGCGCACGCACCUAAAGAAACGACAGGCCCAGCAGGUCAAGGAGAUCUGCCUGGGCUGCGGCUUCAGCGAGGACGAGGCCGCGCGGGUGGCGGCGCUGAUUGCCAAGGAGGAUCUGAAGAGCGGAGACGACGAGGAGGCGCAGGCGUUGGAGGACGUGGCGUGUCUGGUGUUUCUGGAUGAUCAGUUUGAUGGGUUUGAGAAGGGCGUGGAGGAGGAGAAGAUGGUGGGGAUUUUGAGGAAGACAUGGGGAAAGAUGGGGGGGAGGGGGAGGGAGAUGGUGCAGGAGAUGGAGUUGAGUGAGAGGGCGAAGGAGUUGGUGGGGAGGGCGUUGGCGGGAUGA
This is a messenger RNA of Cyphellophora europaea CBS 101466, 597 nucleotides long. RefSeq lists its product as uncharacterized. The coding region runs from base 1 to 597 and encodes 198 amino acids. The record is from RefSeq and is a predicted model, not a curated record. The transcript has a single exon. NCBI's taxonomy places the organism in Eukaryota, Fungi, Ascomycota, Eurotiomycetes, Chaetothyriales, Cyphellophoraceae.